UAGCAGUCACAGCAGCAGCGGCAGCUCUCUCGGCGUUUGGCGAGCACCGCCAUCAUCCGCACAUAGCCGCAUCAGCGGUGCAGCAGCGGCGGCUGAGGCACCAUGGGUCGGGAGCGGGACUACGACCGUGACUAUGACCGGGAGCGGGACCGCGGAGACCGCGGAGACAGGGACCGCGACAGGGACUACCACGAGAGGGACAGGGAGCGGGAGCGGCCGGAGUAUGACCGCCGGGACCGGGGCGACCGCCGCGGCGGCGGCGUCGAGCGGUACCCGGACCGGGACCGGGAGCGGGACUACCAUGACCGCAGCGACCGGCGAGGCGGCUCAGAGCGGGACCGCGGAGAGCGGGACCGCGGAGACCGGGACCGUGAGCGCCGUGACCGCGACCGCUCACGUUCUCGCUCGCGCGACCGGCGUGACCGUGACCGUCGCGAUCGGGACCGGGACCGCGGCGAUGACAAGAGCCGGCACAGCAGCAAGAGCCGCGGGCGGGGCGGGUCGAGCGGUGGCAUGGAGGACGGCGAGGAGCCGCGGCGGCAGGAGGAGCAGGCGCCUGCUGUGGCACUGGAUGCGGACAUUUCACCCGAGGAGAUUGCCAUGAUGCAGGCGAUGGGCAUUCCCUUUGCCUUCGACACCACCGCCGGCAAGGAGGUGGAGGACGAGGCCGCCAAGCUGAGCGGCACCCGCACCAAGUCCCUGCGCACCGCCCGCCAGUACAUGAACCGCAAGGGUGGCUUCAACCGCCCGCUGCCCGCGGAGAAGAGCCACGAGAAGUACCGCCCCGACUAGAGAAGCCAAAAUCAAGGCCCGGCAGGCGGCGGGGGCGGUGGUGCUUGCUAGGGUUGCUUGGUUGGGUGGCCUGGAGAAGGGCAGCUGCGUGGGACCGGCGGCGCGGAGUAGGUGGCAUGUCCGCGGUGCUGACGCUGUGAGCCAUUUGCUCAGACUACUGAGUGAGGCAAUGGUGACCUUAGUAGCCACAACGAGACGAAGCCGCGGGUAUGCUGGCGGCCUUGACAGAUGAUUCCUGUGGGGUCUAUCAGGCUGUCAAAGUUUGGGGACAGCAAAUGACCGGAGUGGUACCCGCGUGGGGGAACCCAGCCUUGACCGGUCCUGAGUAGCUGCUGUAGGUGCUGCUACAGCUCCCGCAUUCGUUCCAGCACCUCAAGCAGUGUUGGAACUAGUCAACAUGCACGUAAGUCAUCUACGUGAGGUGAUUCGAGGGGCUAGACCAGCAGGCGUCACGGGCGGACGACGAGGAGAGGGUGCGGCCGAGAAGAGGAAACGAGCGGGCAAGUUUUGAGUUUGUGUACUGGCACGGCCAGUGCAAAGCUUUCAACGCUGAAACUUGCUGUUU
Messenger RNA from Chlamydomonas reinhardtii, 1357 nucleotides. RefSeq lists its product as uncharacterized. Lineage: Eukaryota; Viridiplantae; Chlorophyta; Chlorophyceae; Chlamydomonadales; Chlamydomonadaceae. The transcript has 3 exons. Gene Ontology annotation, biological process: RNA splicing. Bases 103 to 792 code for a protein of 229 amino acids. The record is from RefSeq and is a predicted model, not a curated record. Gene Ontology annotation, cellular component: precatalytic spliceosome.